Messenger RNA from Salvelinus fontinalis (brook trout), 7074 nucleotides. RefSeq names its product DENN domain-containing protein 1B-like. Gene Ontology annotation, cellular component: cytosol; nuclear speck; intracellular membrane-bounded organelle. The transcript is spliced from 23 exons. Gene Ontology annotation, molecular function: guanyl-nucleotide exchange factor activity; phosphatidylinositol phosphate binding. The record is from RefSeq and is a predicted model, not a curated record. Gene Ontology annotation, biological process: endocytic recycling; endocytosis. Lineage: Eukaryota; Metazoa; Chordata; Actinopteri; Salmoniformes; Salmonidae. The coding region runs from base 439 to 3108 and encodes 889 amino acids.
ACAUUUUUGACAGCCACUUCCUGGUGUUAUUUGUUGUGGCAAUACCAUGGAUUUAGCCUAGACUGGAUACAGUUUGUGUCAGAAUUGACUUUUCGUAGGUUAGGAGAAGUCACACAGGUUACGAUAAUCAAUGUCACAGGUUAGGAUAAUUAGGUCAAGGUUAGGUUAAAAUAAAUCUACUUUUGACGUAUAUUUGACAUAAACUGCAUCCCAUCUAGCGAUGAGCAAUACUGUGGCACUGAAACCUCCAGCUGCACAGAUCAGGAACAAGGAAGACACAUCGCUACUAGAUACCAUGCAUAUUUGAAGUGUGCCUGUACUAUCGGCAGCGAUCAGACAGAAAGGUUGAACAAGUUACGGACCUCACGCUGCUUCAGAACGCAAGCUUGGUCUCGAACAGUAAAGCCGGUGGCGCGAUCUGUCGCGAUGUUGUAAACCAUGGACAGCAGAAUAAACGAGAUUCCCGAAAGGACGUUUGAUUUGGUACUACAGAUUGCAUGCCCAACAUCUGAAAAUGAAGAUCCUGCCGUGCUGUGGAGCUUCCCCCAGGACUACACAGACCAGGAGUUUCUCCAGACGAUACCCAAGUUCUGCUUCCCCUUCGAUGUGGAGAGGGUUUCACAGAGUCAGGUGGGCCAGAACUUUACCUUUGUGCUGACGGACAUCGAGAGCAAGCAGAGGUUUGGCUUCUGCAGACUCACUUCCGGCUGCCGUGUCUGCAUCUGUCUGCUCAGUUAUCUCCCCUGGUUUGAGAUCUACUACAAGUUCCUGAACACACUAGCAGAUCACCUAACCAAAAACCAGGAGAAUGAGCUGAAUGACAUGCUGAACUCACUGUACAGUCUGCCGGUGCCAAAGCCCUUCACCCCAGUCAACCUGAGUGUGACAGCGCUGUUGCAUAUAGCCACUGGGCAAGUACUGAGAGAUGCACCAAGCCAGCAGCCGCACUCCUACUUCAUAGCCCCAGAUAUCAACGGCUUGCCCACAAUCCCCGAGAGUAGGAACCUGACAGAGUAUUUUGUGGCGGUGGACGUCAACAAUAUGCUGCAUCUGUACGCCAGCAUGCUGCACGAAAGACGCAUCAUCAUUACCUCAAGCAAGCUUAGCACUUUAACUGCGUGUGUCCACGGCUCUGCUGCCAUGUUGUUCCCCAUGAACUGGCAACACAUUUACAUCCCUGUACUGCCUCCACAUCUACUGGACUACUGCUGUGCCCCCAUGCCAUACCUUGUGGGAGUUCAUCUCAGUCUGCUAGAGAGAGUGCGCAGCAGGUCACUGGAGGAUGUAGUGAUUCUGAAUGUGGACACCAACACACUGGAGAGCCCCCAGGAUGACCUGCAGAACCUGCCCAGCGACGUGGUCCACUCUCUGAAGAGUAAGCUAAAGAAGCAGUCGACAUCAACAGGAAGCGGAGUUGCAAGGGCCUUCCUCCGGGCUCAGGCUGCUCUGUUUGGAUCCUACCGAGAUGCCCUCCGAUACAAACCUGGGGAACCAGUCACGUUCUGCGAGGAGAGCUUUGUGGCUCACCGCUCCAGCACCAUGAGAAACUUCUUGGAGAUGGCGGUCAACCUGCAGCUCUUCAAACAGUUUAUUGACGGCCGGCUGGCCAAGCUGAAUGCAGGCCGAGGCUUCACUGACCUGUUCGAAGAGGAGAUCAGUGAGGGAGGCUUCUGUGGAAGUAAUUCCAGAUCUUAUCAACAGUGGGUGCACACCGUCAAGAGAGGCGGCGUGCUGAUCAACACUGCAAUGACUAAGGCCAAGAGUCAUGCCAAGAGGGGCAUUCGCAGGCUCAAGCAAAGGGAAGAAGAGGAUGAUGGGCCAUUCUGCUCAGGGUCUCCCACCAGCACCAAGAGUCUGUCACCACGGAGACUGCAGAAGAGGAGACAUCAUUAUUAUGCAAAGUCUUCCAUGGGAUGUCCUGACUUUGCCAUCGAUGACGAUGAACUGGACACCGCCAGCAAGAUCUCGUCUGAGGACAGUGGGGAGAUACCGUCCUACACUGAGGACAGUGACGACUCCUAUUCGCUGGAGCUAGACACAGACUCCUCCCAUCAGGGCCAGAUGAACCUAUUAGAGGAGAUCCUUGACUCUCUAAGCACCACCAGCACAGAGCAUGGCAAACUCAGCGCUGCCAAGAGCCUGGACUUCUUCAGAUCUAUGGACGACAUCGACUAUAAGGCUCCGAACAAGUCCAACCCCCACAGUGAGAGUAAUCUGCCCCAGAUGUGUACCAGUGGCAGCAGGGUGGGGGGAGUAGGUGGGGGAGGGGAACAGGGAGGGAGCUGGCAGGACGACAGUGCCCUCCACGGGAAGCACCUGCCCCCCUCCCCUCGUAGACAGCCUAGCAAGAGCAGCCUCAAGAAGCCAAAGCAAAACCCCUUGACAGCCUCUCCACCGGCCACAGAUGCAGUCCCAGCCAAGGACAACAAGGUCCCCAAUCUCCUGCCCAAGAUCCAGGCCCCUCAGACCAAGACCCAGCCCCUUCAUGCCAAGCCCCCGAUCUGUCUCUCUCAGCCCCGUCCAGAGGAGCCUUCGCUCCCAACACCUCCGUCACCACACCUGGGAGACCAAAACCCCUCAUCCAGCCGCUCUCCUGCACCAACCCGUGCAUCCACACACAAUCCUCCACCGGCAACACACACCCCUCCACACACCUCAAUGAUGACCCGUGUUAGAGUCUCCACAGACCCCCAGCCUGAGUCUAAGACCAAACCCCAGACCACAUCCAGCAUCCUGCGGGGGAAUGUGCUGUCCAAGGAGACAGUGAGGCAGGACCAGGCCCUCCAGAGGCAGGGCAGUCAGGACAAAGAGAGGCAGGGUGUGAAGGCCAGGCAGCCCUCUGUGCUGGUCCCCUGGGAGAGAGGGAGACCAGAGGAGGGGGGACAGGGAGAGGACCAGGGCCUAGGGCUGGGGUUGGGGAAGGAACAGGGCAGGGUCUCUGGGGCAGAGGUCCAGGAGAAAGGCCUUCUAGAGGAGAUAGAGUCCAUGUGUCACCUCAGCUCAGCCUUCCAGACCAGCCUACAGCUGUCCCAGGUCCAGUGCCACACCAACAACACACAUAAUAAUACCCACGCCAACAGCCACAGCAAAGCCACCGACAAGUCCUGAGACGGACAGGGGAAGGGGUGCUUGAGGUAGAAGUUGCCCUUAAGAAUCAGACUGCCCUCCGCAAAUCCCAACCUUCCCCUUCCCCUUAACCUUAACCUGAGUGGAGAAUGUUUACGAAAAGAUCAGUGUGUUUUAACAAAGAACAAAUUCAAUUUUCCUUCGAUCUGAAAGUAUUGUAAAGACACAAAGUAAACCCCCAUGACCUUGGUAACUCUUCCACUGUACAGUUUCCUAACACAAUGCCUUAAACCAGGGAUGGGCAACCGCGGGACGCCUUUUGUAGGUCUGAGGACCAAUUUCACCAAAAAUAUACAACUUUUUUUAGGAACUCAGCCGGGGUUUCAACUUGCUGUUAAGAGUUAGAAUAAUAGAGUACACAAGGUGCAAUUUCGAAAUUUGAUUGUACAUCAGUAGUCACUCAAUUAGCCCAUGUCGGCUAAAAUGUUUUAAAUUGGUAAGUUAGUCUAGUGGCCAGCUACCUAAACUUGUAGUAAGCAUGGUCGAAUUACCGACCGGGUUGGGGCCCACUGAUCAUCAGUUAUCAUAUUAAAAACGGUUAACAUUUGCCUCCACCCAAUGGCAAAAUGUGUGGAAUUGCAGGAAAUUAGCUGUAAAUUGUCUAAUUGUUCUCUCUGCCCCAUGGCAAAAUGAGUAGAAUCGCAUGAAAUUUGUUACAAAAUUGCUAUAUCUUCUCUCUACCCCUGGCAAAAUGUGUAGAAUUGCAGCAAACUUGCUUUAAAACGGCAACAUUUUCUCCACGCCCUAUGGCAAAAUGUGCAGAUUUGCUGGAAAUUAAUUUUAAAACUUAAAAUUGGUGGGUGGGGGGGGGGGGGGGGAUCCACUAGCCACUGCAGCCCCUCAUGAUGAGGUUUUUUUUGUGGCCCCCACCCCUAUCAAAGUUGCCCAUCCCUGCCUAAAACUGCGGUGUGCUUUGCAUUUGGUAGUGCUCAGUCUUAAAAUGAAUAAUGUAACUGUUACUUUGGAAGCAGUUGAUCUGCUUAGAUCUACUAUCACAUGAAUGUGGAAAACAGACAGCUUUCUCACUGUGCUUAGACAUAUUAAAGAUAGUUUAAUAUAUGUUGCACUCAGAGAGAAGCUCUAUUUAGUUUGAUUUCAGAGGCUUAUCUAUUUAGAGAUGUAUUUUUCUCAAGUGUUUGUUUCUCAGGAUACUCCUGUCUGUUAGGAAAGAAAGGCGAAAAGGACUUGUGUAAAUACAGCGGAUAUGAAUGAAUAGACAAGCCCAUCCAUGGCACCUAUCUCACCGUCUCUUUGUCGGUCUCUCUCUCUCUCUCCAUCUCUCUCCCUCUCUCGCUUCCUGUCUCCAUCUCGCCACUCCUUCCCAACUCCUGCUCGCUCUCCUCCAUUCACCCUUCCAUCCUCACCAUCUCCCACAAUCUCUGUCUAUCCUCCUACCCUCACACACGCUCGUCCUUUCUCUGAGGAUUUACCCCAGUGUUUUACCCAAAAGGCUCCGACUUUUCUGUUCCCAUCUACGCGGGCUGGCACCCGUGUCUCAAUGGGCUAUGGGUGGUUUUCGGCUUUCGUUUACAUAACAAUGGCUAACUGGGAACUUGGAACACCUUGUCACAAAGCAACAGUCUUGAUGAUGCAGACGUUGUUGAUUCUGCUCCCCCCAAGGCUUUAGUGUCACCCUCCUGAUGGAAAUAAUAUCACUAGAGCUUACGUUAACAGAAAACACCGACGGCCCACUGGUAUGGGCGUAUGUCAUUGGUGAAACACCCGUGAGUGCUUUAGGAGGAGUGUGAUUUCACCACUUGAAAUCUCUGCUAUGUGCACACACCGAAUGAAAUGCUUUGUCCCGUACUCUGAUGCUACCACACUUUGUUUGACUGGGAGGCUUGAGAUGAUUGUAGAAGAGUACUAAAGCAAUACGGCUGUCUGAGAAUAUGGACGGACGUCCAAAGAGAUUUUAUAAGAAUCUCCCAUGGAGAGAAUGCAAGCCCUUUGGGUAAUGCCCAGAGAUGGUGGCCACUCACUAUCGUACCACUAUAGUACAUACAGACAAAAUAAAGUAUUUUCCAGUGCUUGUUUGUGGUUAUGUUGAUGAUGAGUUUAGCCUGUUUUACUCUCGUGAUUUAUGUGGCAUGCCGUUGAGUGUGACUGUUUAACGGUAGCUCUUGCCCCGUCCUGAGCGUUGGGCUGUGGUAACGAUGAGAUCGUAAAGCGUUCUCCGUGGUUCUGGGAAGACCUCACUUCAGCUAUUAAUUUGGAUUUCAAAGGGCCCCCAUGUACAAUUUAUGUUCGCCUAUUCUAUGUUUAAAUUUUGCUAUUUACUUGGGCAGCUUUGAAGUUGGAGCACUGUCUAUAUACUAUGCAAAACGUAUUCAAAGUUUCCAAAUUCAGAAUAGAAUUUGAGGUUACCACUAUAAAGAUCAGGUAAUUGGUAAUCAUAUUUGUGAAUCCAUAGAUCCUCUGGCCUUUUCUGAGUACCACUUAGUAUGCUCAACACAAGUCAUUAGGGAGAAAUCGAGUGGCUUUAAAGAGUCGUCCUCUCAAUUUUUCAAUUGAUAUAGUCUGUAUAUGCAAAAAGUACAUAUUGUGCUCAUCUAUGGCACGUGCAAUGAUGUCCGAGGAGAAAAAACUGUGUUUGCUGUUUACAGUAACUUAUUUGUGGUUGAAAUAUCGCAAACGGACAUGGUUGUUUCACCAUUAAGGAUUCCAGUUUUAAAUGCAUGUUCACCUAUGAGAACCACUAGAAUAGACUUAAUUUCGGUUUAAUUCUUUCGUUUUCUGUCUUUAAAUUUGGUAAUGAGGCUUACUGUACGUGUUCUUUUUUUCCCCCAUCUGUGCUGAUAUUUCAAUGGUCUUUCAUACUGAACUCACUAUGGAGAAGGAUCUUGUUAUGCUUUGUUGUAGGUAGUUAUAUUUUAAGAUUUAUUAUAGAUGAAAGAUUGUAUUUUUUGUGUUUUAAGUAUAUUUUACAAGGAGAAAUAUAUAACUGGUAUAAUAAUAUAUUGUAAAUGAUUCAUAGAACAAACAAGAUUUGAAUGUUGUUAUAUCAUUUUUGGAGGGGAAAUAUUUUGUAUAAAUAUAAUAUGUGUUAACUCAAACCAUUUACCAUCCAGCCACUCGCGUAUCAUGUUACAGCAUUUCAAUCCAUGAGAUAGGUGACUAUCUGCAUACCCAUGGAUUUAUCUUUCUUUUUUCACUUUGUGUUGUGCAUGUACAGUAGAAUACCCUAAUUUUCCAUUCCCCUGGUUCAAAGUAUCUGUGUGUAUUGGCCAUGUUCUGAUAAUCUUAUUUUGUUGUUGAAUGUGUUUAAAGUUAAUCAGCUCAAAAUAAUGAUAAAAAGGUCGCGUCAGGUUGUCCGAUAUCCACACUUUGUUUAGCCAACUUGAAAUACUUUAUUAUUAGUUAUUUCAUCUACUACUGUAUUAACUGCGAUGGAUUGGGAUGUUUUACUUGAGCAAUGUCUUACUAACACUUGCAAUAGUCAGCUAGGAAUCCUUUGAGGCUGAGUAUCUGUGUACUGAAAAGCUGGUAUUUUUAUGACUGAAUGUCCGUUUACUGUCUCAAAGCUUACUGACUGAUGCAGAAGAAAAUAGGAUGAGCGCUAACCUCUUCUAUUCUCUUUUCUAAAUGCUGCGAUUGCGUUUCCCCCUUUUUCCUGAUACUCGUGUGAUAUGAAAGAUCAAAACCACUGAUUGUCAGGAACUAACAGAGGCAUAUCACUUGUCUUUUUAACCUUUCAUCCACGGCAGUGACAAUACUGAGACUUGACACGGUUCAUGUUCAUUCAUUCACCUUUUCCACUGAUCCCUAGACAUGGUACUGUAGUGAUUUGAAUAUGCUGUAUGCAACCUACUGAAGUCUAUUGCGUUGCAUGUUCUCAAUGAUGAGAGAAACUGUUGUCUUAAAUAACGUAUAGGUCAAUCUAAUGUUCUAUCAAUGGAAUGGUACAACUGUUUGCACUGUGAACUUAAAAAUAAAUUAUAUUCAUGUUAA